AGUUUGGUCUUUACGGCUCUCCGUCCUACGUCACUGAAUGUUGACGUGUGGAUAACCUGUCUCGUUAGCAGCACAGUUGUUUCUUGGUGGAUAGUUGAUUAAAGUACAAGACAACUGACUGUAAUUAUAAACGUAUAAAGAGCAACAAUGGCGGCGGACUGGGAGGAGAUUCGUCGUCUUGCUGCAGACUUUCAGAGAGCGCAGUUUACUGACACAAUUCAGAGGCUGUCUGAGAGGAAUUGCAUUGAAAUCAUCACGAAGCUGGUGCAGGACAAGAAGCUGGAUGUGGUGCACACACUGGACGGGAAAGAGUUCAUCACUCCUGCACAGAUCAGCAGAGAGAUCCGAGACGAACUCUACGUGCAUGGAGGGCGGAUCAACAUUGUGGACCUCCAGCAGAUUAUCAACGUGGAUUGGGUCCAUGUGGAAAGUAGAGCAAACGACAUCGUCAAGUCUGACAAAGGGGUUCAGCUCGUACUGGGACAACUUGUCGAUAAUACGUACCUGGACCGGCUGGCUGAGGAGGUGAACGACAAACUGCAGGAGGCCGGUCUGAUCAGUAUAUCGGAGCUGUGUAAGAGCUAUGACCUCCCCGGAGACUUCUUAUCCGAGGAGCUGUCAAAGCGCCUCGGGAAGCUCAUCCAGGAGAGAUGGACCAGUACAACAGAGGGUCAUAUUUACUCCAGCUUUUGUUGCUCGCCACAAGGCCAGGAUACGGGGCUUUUCAGCGCCAUCACGAG
Labrus bergylta (ballan wrasse) is the source of this 740-nucleotide messenger RNA. Lineage: Eukaryota; Metazoa; Chordata; Actinopteri; Labriformes; Labridae. The record is from RefSeq and is a predicted model, not a curated record.